Molecule: messenger RNA, 3966 nt
Organism: Zychaea mexicana
Lineage: Eukaryota; Fungi; Mucoromycota; Mucoromycetes; Mucorales; Lichtheimiaceae
Exons: 10
Coding region: 1-3966 (1321 amino acids)
Biological process (GO): nucleobase-containing compound metabolic process
Molecular function (GO): 3'-5' exonuclease activity; nucleic acid binding
Source: RefSeq, a predicted model, not a curated record
AUGCCAUUGAACGAGAAAAAACGCGGUCGACCACUACACAGAAAGAACGCACCGGGCCACAAGGCAGGAAGACCACGAAAAGAUGAAACAAGGUCGACUGACUUGCCAAAAGGGCAACAAACACUCAAUUUCAACAAAAACGGCUCCAAUCUUGCUGAGCCUAUUGAAGAUUUUGGCAAUGAUCAAGAUCUGUAUGAACCUGAAAUCGUCGUACCUGAAACCAAUGAUUCCGCGGAAAACCAGUCCACGACAGAUAUUGCGACGGAGACUGAGCAGCAAACAGCUGAGGUUGAUAAUAACAGCGCAGAUAUGGAGUUUGACGACGAUUACGUUGACGAAACUGCUCCUAUACCAGAAGAUGAUCUGCCUGAAGGUGAAGAAUCGGAUAGCGUAUUGAAAAAAUACUUCCUUGAAUUACAACGACGCUUCCAAGAGAAAGACAACGGAUAUCCAAGGGAAUAUCGCAACGGUACUUUUUGGGUGACUCCAAAGGAUCCUUAUUUCGCUUUAAUGGAUAACCUUGACCCAGACGAACUUUACAAACCACGCGUGUUCUUAUGGUUUCCUCACCUCCUUGUCAAAAACUUCGAGUCAUUAAAAUGUACUCUCUGCAAGUCGAAUCUUAAAGUCAAGGGAUACACAAAAACACCAUGUGCACGUCGUGUGGUCGAUCUUGACAGCUGCUUUUAUAUUAUGGGCAUGCGUUACGAAUGUACCAAAAAAGAAUGUGGAGCUACCAUAAUCAGCAACGAUCCAGAUAUAAUCCGACAAUUACCUUACAUGUUGCAAUGUGAAUAUCCUGGUUACAUGACUCAUCGCUGCGGCCUAGCAAAAACAGUUGGUGAUUUGUAUCGACCUUGUGUACAAAACUCGGUGGGACCCAAACGUUUCCAAAAGAUUCUGCGUGAAAUGCACUGGCUUAAAUACUCCAGAAGAAAAUUUCAGUAUUAUCAAGCCGUCCUCUUUCGACGCCUCAAUCCAACUGUGUCUCAGACAGGAAACAACAACGAUGCGAAACGUUUUUCUGAUUUCAAUGAUCAAUCCAAAUAUGCCGGUCGUAUACCAUCACCACAAUAUUUCCGUACAUUUUAUACUGUUUUUAUCGGUGAAAUACGACGACUAUUGGACAGGCAGAUUGAGAUCCUUGACGGUGUUUAUUUAAAAGGUGAUCACACGUUCAAGUUGAUCAAGCUCAUGAGCAAGAUAAACGGCCAACAAGCUUUCGCUGCCCUCUAUACGGUACUGAACGAAUAUGAGGAAGUACGCCUUCAAUUCCUUGUGCCAUCCAAGGCAUUAUAUCACUUACAAUACGCAUUUGAUGCAAUGCACGCGUUACCAUCACUUACAAAGGAUGUUACGCCAGUUAUCGAAAAAGAGCCAGAAGCUGUACUCAAUGCCCGUACAUAUCCGUUACUCCAAAUUCCAGAUCAUGUUGGCGUUCACUGCAUCCGUAAUCCUGAGGAAAUUGACUCUUCUGUUACCUUGCUUCUUCGACAAGCAGAAGCAUCGUCUUCAAUUGGCAAUGGUCAAUCUGAAUAUAAGUCACAAGCAAUUGGAUUGGAUUGCGAAUGGCCAUUCAAAAGAGGAAACCGGCGUGGAAAAGUUGCUACUAUACAACUUGCAUACGAUGACACGGUGCUGGUAUGCUGCGUCAGCCAGUGUGACAAGUUGCCGACUUCUUUAAGUGCUCUACUUUCAAGUAACCGAAUCUUGAAAGUCGGCCGUAAUGUGAGCAAGGACCUCAGCAACAUCGAAGAAGAUUUUAAUAUACGAUGUAAAGGAGCAUGUGAACUCGGUGCAUUUUGCAAGAGCCAAGGCGCGAUUCAGGAUGGAAGGAUGGGAUUGAAGAAUAUGUGUGAAGUGAUAUUCGGACGAACACUUUACAAAGGUGAUGAUGUCCGUCAAAGCAGCUGGGAUGCUCUGGACCUUACGGAGGAUCAAGUGCAUUAUGCGGCAUUAGACGCGUGGGCCUCUUUACAAGUUUUCGAAGAAGUGAGAAGCCAUGGUGUCAUUGGACUGCCCAUCUCUCAACCUACUGAAGGCACUGAUAUCUCAUUUCAUCCUGGGCGUAUGAAGGAUGCUGCUGCUUAUGGGGAGAUAGCAAAGCAAUACAACGAGUUGAAUGGAGUCCAAGUCAAGAAAAACCAAGUCAUCAUCACUGUUAAAAGAGUCCUUAUCCCUGCUGCUAUUGCUGACGAAGACAGCGAUGAAUCGAUUGAUGGAGAAUGUGAGGACGAUAUAGAAGCAAUCGACGAUGAGGAAAAUAUUCAAGUAUUAUCAUCGGGCAUCCAUGAAGAAAGCCAGCAAUAUGGCCAUCGACAAUUCCAGCAACUUCGCGACGGCCAACACACCUCACCAAACAGCACUAGUGGACCCAUUCGAUCAAGAAUCCUAAAGGAUAUUUUUCACCUGAUGGACAUAAUCAAAGUGUCAAAAAAGCAUGGUCUAUCAAAGAUAUUUUCACGCGCUUUCCGCGAUGCACUUUUUAUCAUUGACAAGAGUGAUAAAGAAAAAGUGAAGAAGGUACUAGCAAAACAAGGAACCACGUGGAAUAAGAAGCUUGGUGAAAACCCGAAUUGGAUUUUCCGUAGGGUUAGACGUGUUGUACCGCCUCCCGAAGAACUGUAUCCAACAGUCAAAAAGUUGUUUGAAACAUACGGUCCAUUGAUUUGCGCUAGAACAGGUCGUCCUUUGUUCGACUAUGACAACUGGCGACAAGCAAAAAAUGUGUUGACAAUCAUUCAUCAAGGCCAUGUAUCUGAUCCUCCCGGAAUUCCAUUUUAUUUCGUUAAAGGAAAAGACAAGGAUGGCUUAACUCUGUAUCGCUGCACUCGGGGAACCAACUCCCUUGAGGGAGGAAUUCAUCAGAAUCUGAUCAGAAGUUUUGGCUCAUUUGGUGCCAGUGUAGAGCUUGUUGAAUCUGCUUUGGCGGAUUAUCGCCUACGGCACAAUACUAAUGCUGGAUCUCUUAAUCGAUAUGGUCGUGUCCAUGAUGGGCAUUAUGACCCUUGGUUGGAUCAAUAUAUCAACGAACUGGAAAUCGCUCUUAAUAUACAAGUUCCACGAGCACAAUAUAAGUUUAUUGCUGCACGCCAAAAAGCAGCGCACGCUUUGGUGCCAGUUCAUACGCCAUCCGAGAAAGACUUAUUCACGGAUCUUUUAGACAAGCAUUUCCCGCAUCACAAAUCCAAAUCCGUCGAUUAUGUCAGGCUUACAAAGAUUUGGUCACAGCAUGUCAAUGGAACAGAAAUAUUUUAUAAAGCACCAGAGCAUUUACGAAGCCGACAUAAUCUUACCAAAGAAAAAGAUAAUACCGAUAAAACAAUCAAAAACAACAAAGAAGAACUGGACGAAAUGCGCAAUACACUCAACUCCUCGUCGAGAAAAAGAGCAGCUCCAUCUCCACAGCAACAACAACCAUAUCACCAAAGUCAUCCCGCACUCAGCACUUCCACACAACAGCUAAAUCAGCCGAUACAAUAUCACACACAAAACCAAGGCCACGCUAUAUCUCAACAGCAGCAGUCAUUAUUCACAUACCAACAACAACAGCAACCGCAUUAUCUUUUACAACAGCAGCAAAUGCAUUUAACCAACUUCCAACAGCAGCAACUACCUCUACCACAGUAUACUUUUGUGCAGCAUCCAAGUUUAAAUCCAUAUCAACCACAAUAUCAAACGCAUACUUCGUUUCAACAUCAACUACGAAAUCCAAGUGGUAUUCAUCCUAAUAUACAACCAAUAAUACCGAAAAACAUAACAAGUAGCAACUCUUCUGCCAGCACCAAUAUACUUAGUGGGCUGCGUAAGUGGCACGAAAAAACAUGCAAGAUAUGUAAACGAUCAGACUGGAACGGCAAAAACAAAGGUGCUCAAAAUUGCCAGCAUAUGUGCGCAUGGUGUCGCAAACCGAACUGCCUUGGCAAAACAAGUGGCGCACAAUACUGUCAACAUAUCGACGAUUAG